GGUGGGCGGGGCCAGUUCGAACGGGUGGCGGCGCCAUGGUGAACCCGGUGAGGGAUCGGGAUCGGGGCCGGGGCCGGGGCACAGCCGAGGGUCCUGGUCCCCAAGUGAGCCCCUCGCUCUCCCCGCAGCCCAGCGCGGCGCCCGACGACGGCUUCGCCUCCUCAGACGACGAGGCCGGCGAGGAGGACCCGAGCCCGCUCCACAUCUCCUGGUUGUCUUUGUCUCCUCUCUACUCUUCCAAGUUCCUGGGAUUAUGCUCCCUUCCAGGUUGCAGGUUUAAGGAUGUCAGGAGGAACCUUCAGAAGGAUGUAGGAGAACUGAAGAACUGUGGGAUCCAGGACAUAUUUGUGCUUUGUACCAGAGGAGAGCUCUUAAAAUACCGAGUGCCAAACCUGAUAGACACCUACCAACAGCACGGGAUGUGUGUGCACCACCAUCCCAUUCCCGAUGGGAACGCUCCUGACAUUGCCACGUGCUGCGAAAUCCUGGAAGAGCUCAGAAGCUGCCUGGAAAAUAACCGGAAAACAAUGAUACACUGUUACGGUGGCCUUGGGCGCUCCUGUCUCGUGGCUGCCUGUCUCCUGCUCCAGCUCUCGGACACACUGGCACCUCAGCAGGUGAUAGAGAGCCUCAGGAACCUGAGGGGAUCCGGGGCCAUACAGACCAUCAAGCAGUACAACUUCCUCCAUGAUUUCCGGGAGAACCUGGCUGCACACCUGGCAACGACGGACACGGUGCCGAGAUCGGCAUCGCGGUAGCUGGCACUGCCCUGGGCAUCUCGGUGCCUGUGGAACUCACGUGGAUGAGACACCUCUCCCCUGACCUUGACUUCCUCACUGCUCCUGCCUGGGGGACACAGCUGCUCCCUCCCAAAUCCGGCUGUGAAACUUCGGGGUGGGGAUGGAGAUCCUGCAGGAUGUGCAGCAUCUCCCCCUCCUUGGUGACUUUAAUACUCACUGCCUUAAAAAUACAUCUGCAAGUGUGGUUGUGCUCACUGCUGUUCUGGUGGCCUGCACGCCUGGCUUUCCAUAUAAUAAUCUGGAUUCAUGUUGGGAUGACAUGUUGGGAGCUGGAUAAAAAUUACAACACUGGAGCUGUUUACAAACACCCUCAGCAAAGUCAGGCUGGAGGGCUCACCCCUUAUGAGCUGUAAGAACUCGUUCUAAAACGUCACAUUUCCGCUCCCUGUGUUCAGGAAUAUUUAGGAAUGGGUCCCCUCGUUCCACAAGUAGGAGGUGUUGCACCACAGAUCUGUAACAAGCCAAACAGGUGGGUUUUUAGGUGGCUGCCGGGAAGAGACACUGCUGUAGCUGCGUGGGUGAGGCUCUGGCACAGCCCUUCUGCCUGCUGACAGCAGAGAAAGUAAACAAACAAUCAGCUGUGAGCCGGAGAGGAUCCCACAGGAACACUCCUCUAACAGUCCCCAUCCCUCCUGUUCCACUAUAUCCACUCAUGAAGGGAAGAUGAACAGGCAGGUUUUGAUAAAACUUUGAUUUUUUCAGGACCUUCCCAAGUCAGAAGUUGUGACACGAGACUCCACCACAGCUCUGGUGGCUUUGAGUUGAAGGAAAACUGACUUGAAUUUAAAUUUCUCCCUUUAACAUGUUUAAAACCAGACACCUGAGCGCAGGUUUAAAGGUGAUUUCUACAGAUUGAUUAGUUUUUACUGCCAUUCCCUUCUCCACCCCUACAGCAGACACAGGAACUCCUCCAGUUUCCACUUAGAGAAAAUACUCUGCUCCAAAUGUGCCCCGGUGUUUAAUCCUUGCAGCUGAGGGGUUUCAGAUAUUAAGUAUUUGUCGUAUGACUCAGCAGGAAACUUGCUGACAGGGAGAGAAAUGUUCUUUACUCUCUCCAUAAUCUUUUGCCUCCUGGAACUCCAAAACUAAUGACAAUCAGAAAAGCAAUUCUAUGUACGUAUUAUGUAUUUUAAUAGCUCUCAGGACUAUUCUUCUCCCUUCAGGAAGAGGAUUUGAAGUUACCACAGCCUGAGUUCUCUUAGUCCCAGUACAUUAUAAAAAGAGAAGAAUUCAGAGCAGAGAGGAGGAAACUGCCACUCUGCAUCCCCUGGGCACCCCAACUUGGUGUGGUAAUAGCCUGGAAAAGGGAAAAUUUGUGGAGGAGAAAGGACAGACCCAAAGCUACGGAAGGAAUUCCAACCAGGAAGAGAUCAAGCAGAAUUCUCUGCUCUGACAGAUCACUCAUAAAUAACAGCAUAAAUAACAUGGAAAUAGGAGUUUAGGGGCACCAAAUGAAAUCUGGCAGAACUGCUGAACAAGUACGUUUAACAGUAAUUAAUUCCACUGCAGAACUCACUUUCUUGGGAUUGCCCAGAGAAGCUGUGGCUGCCCCAUCCCUGGAAGUGUUCAAGGCCAGGUUGGACAGGGCUUGGAGCAAUCUGGGAUAGUGGAAAGUUGGAACUGGAUGGUCUUUAAGGUCCCUUCCAACCCAAACCAUUCUGAGGUUCUGGGAUCUUCCAUACCAGGUUAUAAAAGUGCUCAGAAAGCAACUGAACCGAUGGCAGAGAAGCCCUUCAGGGCUGUUUAAGAUGCCAAAGCUCUCCCAGGACACCUGUAACACACAAAUUUCCAAACACACUCACUCCUCAGGCAGAGAUGUUCAACACCUGCCCUGUCUCAUACUGUUCUUCCUCAGCUGUUGCCACUGCCCAACACACCAGUACUGGAGUGCCUGGAUUUCUGGUGGACCCCAGUGCAAACACUGGUACAGCUUUUGUUGCCUCUGACACCCCAGAAACCCAAAGUGAACAAAUACACCGUUUAUACAAAAGAAAAAGUUUUACUAGAACUGGGAAACUCUGCAUUGUUCUCCAGCACAGGUAAAUGAG
This is a messenger RNA of Lepidothrix coronata (blue-crowned manakin), 2848 nucleotides long. RefSeq names its product cyclin dependent kinase inhibitor 3 (gene CDKN3). The transcript has 8 exons. Bases 36 to 758 code for a protein of 240 amino acids. Gene Ontology annotation, cellular component: nucleus. NCBI's taxonomy places the organism in Eukaryota, Metazoa, Chordata, Aves, Passeriformes, Pipridae. Gene Ontology annotation, molecular function: protein tyrosine phosphatase activity. Gene Ontology annotation, biological process: protein dephosphorylation. The record is from RefSeq and is a predicted model, not a curated record.